Messenger RNA from Folsomia candida, 2281 nucleotides. RefSeq lists its product as uncharacterized. NCBI's taxonomy places the organism in Eukaryota, Metazoa, Arthropoda, Collembola, Entomobryomorpha, Isotomidae. The record is from RefSeq and is a predicted model, not a curated record. Bases 398 to 1567 code for a protein of 389 amino acids. The transcript has 6 exons.
GUGGCAGAUAAGGAAGUUUGAUAUGAUUAAUCGAUAUUGGAGAAUGAAUUAAGUAACUAAUUCUUUGUAACGAGUGCGGUAAUUAAUGUAUUUAACAAAUGCAUGAUGUAACAGGAUACAAGUUAUUAUUACCAAAAAAGAUUUAUCCAGUCAUGGUGAUGAUAUCUGCAAUUUACAUACGUACUUAGCAAUUCCAAAUAUAUUUAUGCAGUUGUGCUGCUUGUGCGAUGAUAAGAAUUAUUUAUCUUCUCAUUUAAUGCAGUAUAAUUUACAAAUGAUGAUUUGAUCAUUUUAAUGUGUUUGAACAAACAUGUUGUCAUAAACGUUUAAGCCUGCCCAUGAAGAGUAAUAAUUUCGUACCUGUGAUCACCUUUAAAUAUUUCGGACAAUCUAUAAUAUGGAGGAAAAACGCUUCCCAUAUCGAGUAUCUUCGAUCACCUUAUCGACAGCAAUUUUAGUGACAUCGUGCAUCCUAGCGAUCACUCUAUUUGCUAAUCAACGGAGUUCAAACGUACUUGGAAGUUAUUUUGGCACCUUGAUUUAUCUGGGGAGCUGUGUUUUGCUAAUAUUCGAGCUAUGGAAAACGGACAUUCUUCCAAAGUUUCUGGAAACAUUGAAGGCAAAGAUAAUUCCAUGUACAGGAGUGGAAAGGGAUAAUUCAUUACUUAAUUAUGAAGUAAUUCGACCCAGCAAAAUCCAUAAUUAUCUUGCAUGGGGUUUUUCCGUUGGCUAUUUCCUCUUCCAUUCGUGGCGAAUUGCGAACGACUUUUAUUACCUGUUCGAUGACCGAAUCGAAUGUUUCAAUGUAUUUAAUGUACUUCAAGACAUAGCAAAACUGGUAAUAGCGGCUUUAAUAUUAUUGGCGAUGGUUAACAAGGAACGUAUAUCUCAAAGCAAUAAUCUAUCGUCAUACUUCGUCUGGCCCAUCGUUGGCGCGACCUGUUUCUACGCCGCGUUCAGCUACAUCGUUGAGGAGAUGGUGUGGGCCUAUAUCAGCAUAAUUCAAAAGUCCAUAGACGACCCUGGAUUCGGUUUGGACAUUCCCGCUAACAUUACACGGGGGGAGGAUUAUAUUGAAGAGCUUUUCAAAAUGAAGGCAAUCUGUUUACAGCACAGUUUAUGGGCUCGUGUAUCCUUCAGGAUUCUGACCAUGGUGCCCUUCUCGGCGCAGUAUUUUUCCCUAGCGUGCUUCUUUUCGUAUAUGGUUUGGCGCAAUUUGGAUUACGAAGUUCCAGAAUUUCAUGACCAACACGACUUGGACAGUCCACUGCUUGAUGAUAAUUCUAGUCAAGAAAACAACGAAGCUAUCCAAGAUAGAGAUGAUGAAAUUCGUCCUGCGACAAGUCUUCAACGACACAACUACCAGAAUUUGCCACAACCACAGGAUCUCUUACUAUCAUUUAGUGGUGCCGUUACAAUAAUCUUCUCUAUUUCCUUAGUUAUUAUUGCAACUAUUACCAUAUUCCAUAUCGGCAUGGAAAAGGGAUACAGAUCUGAGUCAAUUUGGCUGUACCACGGACAGGUUUCGAUACUCCGUCUUAUCAUAUUUAUAAUAGAGUGGACUUGAGUGGAGGCUAUCCUGCUGGUGUAAUGGGCAAAAUUUAAGACCUGAUCCAUAUCCGCGAGACAUAUUCCGAUGGGAUGUAACCUUACUAAUUUUGCCUUUAAUUCCGCUCGGAAUUUUGUACACGUUACGGGCAGCCCCAGAACUAAUGUUUUUGUCGGAAGUACCAAGAGAAAGUGUAAUAUCGAUAGUUUUGAAUGUAUUUUUGGCCCUGCUAAAUUGGGGUUUGGCUGCAAGUCAUUCUUUUUUUACUGCACAAUUAUUUUGCAGAUUACAUUACUCUGUGCAACUUGAGAGAAUCAAGUAUAUCAUUUUGACAUUUGGGAUACUCAACUUGAGUUUGUGGUUUUGCUGGAUAUUGGAAUGCAGACUGGUUACGAUAUAUUUGGCAAGUACUCGAAUUUAUGGGGUGGUUAAUUGGAGUAUCAUUGCAUAUUGUACGAUUCCUUUUAUACAGUUUGGCAUAGCGCAUAGUGCCACUUGUUUUUUUGAAAUAUAUAGUAAUAUUAGGCUAGUACAUACUCGUAGAUAAAUUGAUACCCAGCCUAUACAGUUAUGUAUGCAUAUACAUACUUAUCCUUCGAUACACAAUAAAUAGAUUUCAGAAGAUGUAGUAUCUAACAAGAAUUUCCACAGGGAUAUUUAUACUACUUUAAUGUAAAUAUGUAUACAAGUACAUAUGUACAUACGUACGUGCAUAGGUAACUGUUAAAUUAG